AUGACGCACCACACCACCCACACAACAACCACAACCACAACCCGCCGCCGCGGCCUCUUCAGCCGCCGCCCCCACACUACGACCACGUCCGCGCCCGUGCACCACCACAAGCGCCACGCGACGCUGGGCGACAAGAUCAGCGGCGCCAUGCUGAAGCUCAAGGGCACGCUGACUCGGCGGCCGGGCGUCAAGGCCGCCGGCACGCGCCGCAUGCGCGGCACCGACGGCCGUGGGAGCCAUCAUCAUGCUUCGCGGGUUACCACUACUCGUCGGUACUAG
This is a messenger RNA of Anthostomella pinea, 279 nucleotides long. The record is from the annotation of a GenBank genome assembly. NCBI's taxonomy places the organism in Eukaryota, Fungi, Ascomycota, Sordariomycetes, Xylariales, Xylariaceae.